Penicillium manginii is the source of this 1815-nucleotide messenger RNA. RefSeq names its product Monooxygenase FAD-binding. The transcript is spliced from 6 exons. Gene Ontology annotation, molecular function: FAD binding. The coding region runs from base 1 to 1815 and encodes 604 amino acids. The record is from RefSeq and is a predicted model, not a curated record. Lineage: Eukaryota; Fungi; Ascomycota; Eurotiomycetes; Eurotiales; Aspergillaceae.
AUGGCACUCCCUGAGGACUUGCCUGCUCAUGCAGAAUAUCAGACUCGCUUGCCCGACUCAAUUCCUGUCUUGAUUGUUGGCGGUGGCCCGGUCGGUCUCUUGCAAUCGUUGCUUUUGUCCCGCCUCGGAGUUCGGUCUUUGAUCAUCGAACGGUACCCCAAGCGUUUGGCAGCACCCAAGGCACAUGCGAUCAACCCGCGCUCCCUAGAAAUUUUACGUCAAUAUGGCCUGGGAGAGAAAAAGAUUCGAAAACUUGGAACCUCGCGCGCCGAUGCAUUUUGGGUCAAUUUUAUCACAAAUCUCAGUGGCGAUGCCGUGGGAAGGUUGCCUUACGAGCGCAUGGAUCCUGCUGUGCUGGAUGAUACUCCAGAGAUGAUCCACAAUAUUCCACAGCCAGUACUGGAGCAAGAGCUAAUGAACCUCAUUGACGAAGACCCGAAUAUCACCUUAUAUAAGGGAUUCAGUAUCCAUUCUAUAGAACAGACAGACGACCAUGUCCUGGCUACUGUGGAGGAGUAUGCGUCCAGCUACCUACAUUCAAUUCGGUCCCGGCAUCUCGUUGCAUGUGAUGGACGCAAAAGCAAAGUUCGCGCGCUUCUAGGUAUCCCUUCCAAGGGCGAGGAUUCUGACCAGACUAUGAUGACCAUUCACUUCAAGGCCCAUUUGCGGCCCGUGGUUGGUGACCGUGUCGGCAUGUUGUUCUGGAUUAUGGACCCAAUCGGGGCGGGAUUCAUUAUUGGCUAUGACCUUGACGGCACUCAAGUUCAUAUUAGCCAAGUAGAUGUGACCAAGCAGCCCGUUGAUUCCUGGACAGACGAAAUGUGUCGGUCCAAGAUCCGCGCCGCUAUCGGCCAGGAUAUCCCUUUUGAUAUCCAGAGCGUUAGCCCUUGGGUGUUCAGGCGUCAGACCGCAGAGACCUUUCAGAAAGGCAAUGUGUUCCUCGCUGGAGAUGCGGCCCAUUCAUUUCCUCCAACAGGUGGACUCGGAUUGAACUGUGGAAUUUCAGACGUCCAUAAUCUUGCCUAUAGACUUGCACUUGUCCACCUGAACGUGGCUAGCUCAUCUAUACUUUCUACAUAUACAGCUGAGCGUAUGGGCGUGGCUGAUAUAUACUCGAGGCAGAGUGUCAAGAACGGCAAACAGAUUUUCUCGUUGUUGCAGAGCCUUAAUACAGUGAGUAUUGAUGAUGCCGACCAGAAACGCCGCAACAUGAUUGCGGCAUUGAAAGAUCCAGUGCAACGGUCAAAAGUGGAAGAAGGGAUUGAAGGGCAAAGGGAGCAUUUCGACAAUCUGGAGUUGCAUAUUGGGUACGUUUAUGGAGCUGGUCAGCCGCCUCCACAUGCCUCACACUAUUCUCCAAAGUUCAUAACCGGAGCUCGUCUCCCUCACGCUUGGAUUUCUUUCCCAGGUCAUAUUUAUAAAAUGAGGCAAACUGCAUCAUGUUUAUCACUGCCAUCCGCGCCCGUUGAUGUAUCCUACGUGACUGAGUUGAACGAAGACCAGAUCCGGGAAUGCCAAUGGAGUACCCUAGAUCUUUGCGCACCUAAUGCAUUCACCCUAAUUCUGGGCACCGAGGAUACCCAACUAGUCUCUCAACUUGCCCAUAUUCGAGAGUACUGCCGAGUGAUGGGGGUUGCCUUUAAUUCCUGGCGCCUUGGUACGGAGUUUAACAUAGUGAGACAAAGGUGGUUUUCUACAGAGUUGAACAAUUCAGGAGUGCUAGUUCGCCCCGAUCAACAUAUCAUGAUCAAAGUCACCGAAGAGACGACUGGGGACAAGCUUAUCGCGAUAUUGAGCAGCCACCUUGGAAAAUAG